AUGGCAGUGACGGAGAGGAGUUCUAUCACAGACGAUCUGGGGGACGACGAGGUGCAGGCGACCCGCGCCGCGUCCGCGGCCAGCGUGGAUGACGAGAGUACCAACCCGCCCAACGACGCCCACUUGCAGAGGCACAUCGCAGUGCUCAAGGACAAGAUCGCCGCGAGGUACAGGCAGGGGAAGAAGCAGCGCAAGGGGGACGGGGACGGGGACUCCUCACCGGCGUUCAUCUCGUACUUCGACGACGUGGACUUCCAUAUCAGAUCGUCCAUUUUGGACGGGUCCAUCACAGAACCCUUCCAGUUACACUUCAAGGGCCCCACGUUGGAGGCUGAGAUUAAGACCAGGGAGCGUGCUAGAAGACAACUCAUCCGCGAGAACAUCCUCAGCAGGAAACUGUCUGGUGGGGGUGACGAUCGCGACGGCGACGACGCUCAGGAGCAACUACAAAAGGAGGUGCCCUUCGACAACUCGCCGCUCCCCACGUCGUUCUCAGGGCUGUACGUGGCCACUUGGAUGGCCGUCGGGCUCUCCGUCGUCAAGUUCGUGCUGGAUUACUACUGGGACUCGCACCACAGAUUCAUGCAGUGGGAGGUCGUAGACACCAUGACUACGGGUCUCUUCCGCGUCGCAGCAAUGGAUGCAGCGAUGUACUUGGCCACAUACGUCGUCUUCUCCGUGCAGUGGUUGUGUAAACACCGCGUGCUCAAAUGGUACAAUGCCGGGUGGUGGAUCGUGGCACUGUACGAACCCUUGUUUGUCGUCGCUUUCAUCUAUAUCAACGACCAGGUGCUAGAGUUCCACUGGAUUGCACGGAUCUUCCUCUUCCUACACUCGCUUGUUUUGCUUAUGAAGAUGCACUCGUUUGCCUUCUACAACGGGUACCUGUGGUCCAUCCACAACGAAUUGCAAGAGGACAGAGCCUCUUUGGCACGUCUACAGGACAUUGCGGCGGUAUCUGACGACAAAGCGAUCGAGACGACAAGAAGUACGCUGAACAAGAGUCUCGAGUUUUGCCGCUUCGAACUAGAGUCGCAGUCAAUCGGGGGCGUCUCCUUCCCGCAGACGAUCACCGUCAAGAACUACUUCAUGUUCACAAUGUUCCCCACUUUGGUGUACCAGAGCGAGUACCCUCGCACGGAGAAGAUCCGCUGGCAUUACGUCGUCGAGAAACUGUUCGCCAUCUUUGGUACCAUCUUCGUCAUGAUUGUCACCGCACAAGUGUUCAUGUACCCUGUUGUGCUUCGGUGCACCGCGGUCCGCGAGUCCCAAUGGACCUCCUGGUUCGAAAGACUCGUCACUUGGUCUGGCCUGCUCGUCGACAUCCUGCCCAGCUUCAUAGCGAUCUACCUGCUCGACUUCUACCUCAUCUGGGACGCCAUAUUGAACUGCAUCGCAGAACUCACCAUGUUUGGCGACAGGUACUUUUAUGGGGACUGGUGGAACUGCGUCACAUGGGACGAGUUCUCGCGUAUCUGGAACGUCCCAGUGUACAAGUUCUUACUCCGCCACGUCUACCACAGCUCCAUCAGCACAUUGAAACUGUCCAAACAGCAGGCCACGUUCAUGACUUUCUUCAUCAGCUCUGUCGUUCAUGAAAUGGCCAUGUACGUGAUCUUCAAAAGACUUCGGUUUUACCUGUUCUGCUUCCAAAUGUUACAACUGCCCCUAGUGGCCAUCAGCAACUGUGCCUUCUUCAGAGGCAAACCAAUCAUCGGGAACGUUAUUUUCUGGAUCGGUAUCUGCAUUGGACCUGGGCUCAUGUGCACUUUGUACUUGACCAUUUGA
Huiozyma naganishii CBS 8797 is the source of this 1788-nucleotide messenger RNA. It is a transcript of the gene ARE2, whose product is annotated as sterol acyltransferase. Gene Ontology annotation, cellular component: endoplasmic reticulum membrane. The coding region runs from base 1 to 1788 and encodes 595 amino acids. Gene Ontology annotation, biological process: ergosterol metabolic process. The record is from RefSeq and is a predicted model, not a curated record. Gene Ontology annotation, molecular function: ergosterol O-acyltransferase activity. Lineage: Eukaryota; Fungi; Ascomycota; Saccharomycetes; Saccharomycetales; Saccharomycetaceae. The transcript has a single exon.